UUGGAUCUGGGUGCGGACACGAUCGCCCAAGAACCAGACCAGGACUACAUUGGCUUGAGCCUGGAGAUGCUGAAGAGAAGACAGAUUCUUUCCAUUGUGUUGAUUGCAUUAAUUGCAUUACCAUGGAUUCUGCUCCUCAGAGUUUGGCACCAAACUGUGCUGAGGGCGCGGCCCGAUGUGCUACCUACCAUCCACAUCAUCACCCCCACAUACAGCCGCCCGGUGCAGAAAGCAGAGUUGACGCGGCUGGCGAACACCUUCCUCCACGUACCCGCCGUGCACUGGAUCGUGGUGGAGGAUUCGCCGAGGAGAACGGCGCUCGUUACGAGGCUCCUUCGACAAACGGGGCUUAAAUACACUCACCUCAACGCAAAGACGCCCGCAGACUAUGAAACGCAGUGGGAAAAUGGUGACUCCAGUGUCCCCAGAGGGACCAUGCAAAGGAAUCUGGCCCUGCGGUGGCUGAGGGAGAACUUUCACAACAGUCGAGCUGGAAUCGUCUACUUUGCUGAUGAUGACAAUACUUACAGCCUGGAGCUGUUUGAGGAGAUGAGAUGGACGAGGACCGUUUCCGUGUGGCCGGUGGCCUUUGUUGGUGGCCUGCGGUACGAGUCUCCCAAGGUCAAUGCAGCUGGAAAGGUCUACGGCUGGAAGGCAGUGUUUGACCCCCAUCGGCCCUUUGCCAUUGACAUGGCUGGCUUUGCCAUCAACCUGAGACUCAUCCUCAUCAAGCCACAGGCAUAUUUUAAGCUUCGUGAGGUGAAGUCCGGCUAUCAGGAGAGCAGUUUGCUUCAGGAACUUGUCACACUCAAUGACCUGGAGCCUAAAGCAGCAAAUUGCUCCAAGAUACUCGUUUGGCACACGAGAGCAGAAAAGCCCAACCUCGUGAACGAGGGGAAAGAAGGAUUCACAGACCUCCAUGUGGAGAUCUGA
This is a messenger RNA of Solea senegalensis (Senegalese sole), 933 nucleotides long. Its product is annotated as galactosylgalactosylxylosylprotein 3-beta-glucuronosyltransferase 1-like. NCBI's taxonomy places the organism in Eukaryota, Metazoa, Chordata, Actinopteri, Pleuronectiformes, Soleidae. The record is from RefSeq and is a predicted model, not a curated record. The transcript has a single exon. Gene Ontology annotation, biological process: carbohydrate metabolic process; chondroitin sulfate proteoglycan biosynthetic process. Gene Ontology annotation, cellular component: Golgi membrane. Gene Ontology annotation, molecular function: galactosylgalactosylxylosylprotein 3-beta-glucuronosyltransferase activity. The coding region runs from base 67 to 933 and encodes 288 amino acids.